This is a messenger RNA of Zootermopsis nevadensis, 2274 nucleotides long. It is a transcript of the gene Dph2, whose product is annotated as Diphthamide biosynthesis 2. Gene Ontology annotation, biological process: protein histidyl modification to diphthamide. Gene Ontology annotation, molecular function: 2-(3-amino-3-carboxypropyl)histidine synthase activity. Lineage: Eukaryota; Metazoa; Arthropoda; Insecta; Blattodea; Termopsidae. The record is from RefSeq and is a predicted model, not a curated record.
GCUAACUUUCAGUUUGAAAGUAUACAAGUAUCAAGAAGCACAAUAGUCUACUUUAUUAUUUCCCAUCGAAGGGCUUGUUACCUCAUAUUAUAUCGUCGGAGUUCAGUAGUGCUAAAUUAGUCACUAUUUAUGUGACAUUGAAGGUAUAUUUGUCAUUUGGAAAAUGUAGAAAGCGACAAGUAUGAGUCUUCUGGGUAAAGCAGACGCAAAUAAUUGCCAAACGAAUUACCAGGCUGGAGCAAUAGACUAACGUGAAACAUGGUGAAGUUUAUUAAUUUAGUAACCACGAUGCUAACAACAGCCGAAACGUGUGAAAAGAUAUAACAUUUAAAUCAACGUUGGAGCAGUUGCUUACAAGAAAGUAAAUAGAAAUAUGUUUGCGUUCAGUAGUAAUGAAAGUGCGGUUUUAGAGCGAAAAGCAGACAUUACAGAACGAACUAUUCAAACUAAUGUAAGAGACAUUAAAUAUUAUUAUGAAUUGGACAGAUGUACGGAAUGGGCAAAGAAGAAUGGCUUAAGUAAGAUUUGUUUGCAGUUCCCAGAUGCUCUGUUGCUUGAUUCUGUAGGGGUAGCUCUUUGCCUGGGGAAAAUACUAGGCAGCAAACCUUUUAUUCUUGGUGAUACAUCUUAUGGGAGCUGUUGCGUUGAUGAAGUGGCUGCUGAACAUGUGAAUGCUGAUGGUAUCAUCCAUUUUGGCCACGCUUGUCUCACUCCUACAAAUGACCGUCUGCCCAAGUUGUAUGUAUUUGAGAAACUGCCAGUAGACUGUCAUGAGUUUGUGUGCUGCUUCAGAAAUGUGUUGAAGUGCAAGACUGCUAAAAUCCUUCUCUUAUAUGAUGUCUGCUAUCAACAUGCCAUUGACUCCAUCGUUGAGAACAUUGCACCAGAUUUUCCUAAUAUGGUUGUCUCGGAACUGGCCACUUCUGUCAGAAAUCUGGGGGCGGAUGAAGAAACAAAACUUGGAAGAAAUUUCAAAUUGUUGAAUGGGUCAAAAUUAGAAGAAUAUUCCAUUGUGUUUAUAGGACAAGAUGGACCUAUACUGUCCAACAUAGCUCUGACAUUGCAUGGCAGAGAUUUGUAUUGGUACGAUCCGUCAGGAACGAAACAGCUUGAACGUUACAGUGUUCAAAACAACAAGUUCCUAAUGAAACGAAUGCACCUCAUCGAACGAGUCAAAGAUGCUAAAACGUUGGGUAUUGUGGUUGGGACGUUGGGUGUUUCAAACUAUCUUGGCGCUGUGGACAGACUCAAAGAGCUUGCAAAGCAACGAGGAAAGAAGAUAUACAUAAUUGCUGUUGGGAAGCCCAAUGUUACAAAAUUGGCAAAUUUUCCCGAGAUCGAUGCUUUCGUGUUGAUAGCGUGUCCAGAGAACUCAUUGCUGAACUCAAAAGAGUUUUACCGCCCAAUUGUAACUCCUUAUGAAGUGGAGUUGGCAUGCAAUUCAAAUAGGGAAUGGAGUCAGAACUAUGUACUUGAGUUCCAGCAUCUGUUACCAGGUGGAAAUCAUUACCAGGAACUUGGAAAUACUCAUGAUAUCACAGCAGAAGACACUGCAGAUAUAUCUCUGGUUACGGGCCAAGUCCGUGUCAUGCCAGAACGAGAGUCUUCCGGUGACGUUGUUCCCACAUCGGGUGUUGUCGCUUUGAAAGAUGAUUUAGUGGUAUCAACAAAUAUGGCAACAGGCUCAGAGUUCCUCAGUAAGCGGAGUUGGCGAGGGUUAGAACAGAACUUGGGCGAGGAGGAUGCUGUUCUGGCCAGUAAGGGUCGGAGUGGCGUUCCUCAGAACUAUGAUACAGAUCUUGAUACCAUAUCUUAACCAAGAACUAAAAAGUUCCUGGACAUUUAUGUAUAUAAAGGUUCUUUGAGAAAUAAAUGCACAGAUCCCAUAAUUUUAUUAAGGUGUUUAGACUGGUUUGGAAAACUUUGUGGGCAUCCUUCAUUCUCAUUCAGCUGUUUUGGGUGGAUGGCUGACGAGAACUGAAUUGUUGUCUAAACCAAUUUUUUUUUCUGAGCUGUUUGCAUUUCUUUUCUGUUUCUUACUUUUGAUUUGUCCUACAGUUCUUAUUUUCCUGUUUGAAUUUUGGAUGAGGAUUAAUGAAUUUUGUUCUUGAUCUUGGGCUUAGACUGAGACAAGUAGAAACAGCUCACUGUAUGUAUCUUUUAUUUGUCAUGUAUCUACUUUUGCAGGAAAAUCCAAUAUGUGGUAGAGAAUUGUGUGUAUUUUGUAGUAUGAAAUAUGUAUGUAUGUAGUAUAAAGUUUACAGCUUAAAACUA